This is a messenger RNA of Xenopus laevis (African clawed frog), 2879 nucleotides long. It is a transcript of the gene mettl25.L, whose product is annotated as methyltransferase like 25 L homeolog. The transcript has 13 exons. The record is from RefSeq and is a predicted model, not a curated record. Lineage: Eukaryota; Metazoa; Chordata; Amphibia; Anura; Pipidae. The coding region runs from base 166 to 1947 and encodes 593 amino acids.
UUGUAUAACAGCAGCUGGCAGGUCUCUGCGAGUCAGACAGCCUGUAAGCGCCUUUAGUUUUGCGUUUAUUUCUGCUCUUGUAGCGAUUGCUCAGGGCUGUAAUAGAGAGAACGCACAGGGAUGUUGGCUCAGGAGUUUUACUAAGCGGACACAUGUACUAAAGUAAUGUUUCCAUCACUGUGCGAAGUUAGCACUGACCAGCUAAAGGAGGCUGUGAAGAAAUUACUUCAUUUUUUACAUGGAACUCUACAGAUUUCUGGGGCCCAUACUGUUGAUUUCUACACACAAAAUAUUUGGAAGACGCUUGUUGCUGUAUCCCCAGACAUAGUACUCUCUGUGAUUAGUAAACACAAUGGGGCACACCAUAAGGGAAAAGAUAUUCCUGAUAUAUCCAGGAUUUUUUCUGGCCCUAAUCAAGAACUGGUGAAUAUAGAAGCUUUUGUUGAGGCAUCUCACAGUCAUUCACUUGCUAACUUGGGACUAUGCAUUUCUGUUGAGGAACUGCUUGAAGCUCUUGCUGUCCAUGAAGCAGGAAGCCCUGAUAAUGAAGUAAAGACAGACCAGUUUAUGAAUGAUAAAAAAUCACAUGAAGUUUUAGUUAUGUCACAAUUAGUGCAAAGCAUUGCAAACGUUUGUGGAGUAAAAGAGGUGAUAGAUUUGGGUGCCGGAAAAGGUUAUUUGAGCUCAUAUUUAUCCAUGAAAUACAACCUAAAAGUUUAUGGGAUUGACUCCUCUGAUACAAAUACAGAUGGGGCGAACAGGCGAAACCGGAAAUUGAAAAAAUUUUGGAAAGCCUACAAAGAAGAUGCCAAAGGAGCUUCAAAAAUACAGGAAUCAGCCCAAAACAAUGACUAUUUAUUGCCAAAUUACAGUUGUCAGGAAGUAAUUACAGACAGAGAAUUUCCAAAUCCUAAAUCAUGUUUUCCUAAAUUAGAAGAAUUAUCUGUUUCACAUGGUGUUGAAAGUAUAAAUGUGCUAUCAGAAUGGAAAAGUGGCCAGGAAAGCCUUUGCAGUACUUCACAAUCUGCAGAAUCCGAUAAGACUUCUGCCUUUUUAAAUAUCUUGCCUGCUGAUGCUGUGGAAGAGAAAACAUUGUCAGAAAGUAUCUGCAAAAGUCUAAGUGAACAAGAGAAAGAGCAACGGAAAAUUGAGAAUAUCAGAAUGAAAGAGCAGAGAUGCUCACACGUUUAUUUGCCUCUCACCUGCAAAAUCACUGAAGAAACAGACUUGAAUGACAUCAUUGAGGAUUUAGAGGAAUCCAUUAUGGUGGGCCUGCAUACAUGUGGGGACCUUGCUCCAAAUACAUUACGUAUAUUUACUGCUAGGUCAGAAAUUAAAGCAGUUUGCAGUGUUGGCUGCUGUUACCAUCUUUUGUCUGAGGAAUUUGAAAGCCCCACAGAAGAAAGGACUGUUACAACCUGGGGAUUUCCUAUGAGCAUGCAUUUGAAGGAAACCAGCUGGUUCUUCGGUAGAAAUGCCAGAAUGUCAGCUUGUUUGGCUUUAGAGCGUGUUGCGGUCGGCCAAGGGCUUGCAACAGAAUCAUUGUUUUAUCGAGCUGUGCUUCAAGUUAUAUUGAAAGACUGUUUUGGCAUCACUCAAAGUGGCAAGCGCGUUGGAAAGAUUUUCUCAAAGUCUGGCAACUUCACUGAUUAUGUAAGAAAAUCCCUGAAAAAGCUGGGUCACGAUGAUUCAAAGAUAUCAGACAAGAACAUAACGGCUUACUAUGAAAAGUACAAGCCUAGACAAAAUGAACUGGAAGCAUUUAAUAUGCUGAAAGUUCUGUUGGCUCCUUGUAUCGAAGCUCUGAUUCUCUUGGAUCGCCUUCACUAUCUAAAGGAGCAGAAUAACUUAGCAUGGUCAGGACUGGUGAAGCUGUUUGAUCCGGUGAAGUCCCCACGUUGUUAUUCAGUGGUAUCGAUGAAAAAACCUAAAGAUACAAUUUAUUGACAGUUACAUCAUGCAUCUUUGAUUCCAAAGGACGGCAUUCAAAGUUACUAUGAAGAUCCCUAUUAAAGGACUGCUUGAGAUAAUCUGCUUUGUGCACUGCUGUGACUGGCAGUUAUAGCAAAGAUAGAAUAUUAGGGUUGUUGCUGAGAUACCCAUCAUGCUGCAGAAAGAAAUCUAUUUGUAUCCACAGUCACAGAUUGAAACCGUCUUGGAAAACGAAACACACAGACCCAGGUUCUUUAUGUCAGAAUAUAAUAAAAACAGAACCACUGAGCCCUAUAAGCACUGGCCUUUAUUGUGUUUAUCAAAUGCCAGUAUUGCAUAUGGAAAAGCCAGGUGGCAACAUAUUAUUUUCUGCUCCCCCGCCUGAAAAAGUGGGUUAGUCUUCAAGCUUAUUGUUUUAAAAUUCAUAAAGGUAUCUUUAUAGAAUCCAUGUUUAUAAACCCAUAUCAUGCUUUUUACUCAUAUUUACCUUUACUGCAUCUGUAUUAAAUAAAAAUGCAAUCAGGGAUUUGAAAAUGCUCCGUUACCAGUACACAGGUUCUAUUGAAAGCCCCAGCUGCUUGCUACAUCGACAACUGCACAGUUCUCAAAGAGAAUGCCUGGAUCACAUCACUUGUAUUUUCUACAUAUAUUUUCUGGCCAUGUUCCCUACAUUUGUUCCACCAGUAUAAUUUAGUUAUGAGGUGAUAUGUUUUUACUUCACCUGAGGGUAACAUGUGGAUAUUGAUUUAGCAGCUUUCUCUAGGAGCUAAUCCCUUUCAGAAUUCAGUUCCAUAGUGGUCACUUUAGAAUGUCAAAGGGACACAGUGUAUGUUUUAUAUUCUAUGUAAUGACGUUUAGCUAUUUCUCCAUGUUUUGAAUGUCCCCAGCAUCAAAAUGGAAAAUGACCAUAAAUAAUAUGUCUCUAUUAAAUACAGUAUGGUAUAUAA